GCUUUAAUAACUGGUUGAACCACUUUGGCAACAGUAACCUCAAGCAAGUGCUUCCCGUAGCUGUGUAUGAGACCUGCACAACGUCCAGGAGUAAUUCUGGACCAUUGUUCCUCACAGAACUGCUUCAGAUCACCCAUAUUCUUAGGACAUCUGGUGCGAAUGGCUCUCUUGAGGUCAUUCCACAGUAUCUAUAUUGGGUUGAGGUCUGGGCUUGACUGGGCCACUCCAAAAGAUGGAUUUUAUGUCUCCGAAGCAAUUCUGUAGUAGAUUUACUUCAGUGUUUUAGGGUUAUUAUCCUGCUGCAUCACUCAGCUUCUUUUGAGCUUCAGCUUUUGGACAGCCACCUUGAGAUUAUCCUGUAGGAUAUCCUGAAUAAACUUUGGAAUUCAUUUUCCCCUCCACAAUGGCAAGCGGUCCAGAGGCAACAAAGCAGUCCCAAAUCAUGAUGCUCCCUCCACCAUUCUUCACUAUUUUCAUUUGCAUCAUAGGAAUUGCUGCCAGGGCAAAGAGGCGUGAGAGAAAAAGGAUGAGAGUAAAGCAGCAGUGAAUGUAUGAUGGAUAGAGAUGGCGAAAGAGUGGGAAGAAAGAAAGAAUAACACACAACACUGAGCUCCAAGUCUGGCUUCUCCUGUGUUCCUGAACCUGACAGAGAAGUGGCAAACUACGCUGACAACUUUAGAAAGAGAAGAAAGAGACAUUUAACUCUGAACCAGAAGCAGUCUGCCAGGAUCACAUUCAACAUCUCUGCACUGGAUCAUGGUCCUUCAGGCCAGCGGUGUCAUGAGUAUCCCAGCUACUGUGAGUGUUGAUAACCAGCUACCUGCUUCCUGGACAACCCACUACAACUGCACUGAUGUGACUUCCAGUUACAUGAGCCGGCUCUGGUCUCAGGAUCUUCACCCACAAAACUGGACCAAGUACCAGGUGUGGGAAUGGCUCCAACAGACGCUGGACAUGCACCAAAUCGAUGCCACCAGCAUUCCCUUCCAGAACUUUGACCUUGACGGGAGGCAACUGUGCAACAUGAGCUUCCAAGACUUCACCCGAGCGGCCGGAUCCGUAGGUUCCAUUCUUUUCCAGAGCCUGACUGACCUCAAGUGGAAUGGUCAGUAUGGUCAAACGGAUAUGUUUACACCAGGGGACAUUAAAACAGAAAUAGAGAAUUUCCCUUGUUCAAUCCUCCCCUUUAAGGAAGAAACCAACUUUUACAACACUUCAGAACUGUUUGACAUCAAAAGCUCAUUCCAGCCCAACACCAUAUUAUCCUCACCAGCUCCGUCAAGCCCAGAUCCCAAGCGGUCACAAGUCAAAAGACACAACCCUCGUGGGACGCACCUGUGGGAGUUCAUCCGAGACAUUCUCCUGAACCCCGAGCGCAACCCCGGCCUGAUCAAGUGGGAGGAUCGCUCCGAGGGAGUUUUCCGCUUCCUUAAAUCGGAAGCUGUGGCUCAGCUUUGGGGCAAGAAGAAGAAUAACAGCAGUAUGACCUACGAGAAACUCAGUCGAGCGAUGAGGUAUUAUUAUAAACGAGAGAUCCUGGAACGGGUGGAUGGACGUAGACUUGUCUAUAAGUUCGGCCGAAACGCUCGAGGCUGGAGAGAGUCUGAGAAGUGAAGGACUUUGUCUUCACGUGUAGCUUCCAAGUGAAACCUGUAUUUAUAACAUUAUAGCCAUUUGAGUUGUUUUUUGAAGUACUUGUCUGUCAACUUGUUAUUAUUUGAUUAUAUUUUUAGAUGCUCUUUACAUUGUUUACAUUACAAAUGUACCAUUAUUUUAUAUGCGUUUGACUCUGAAGGCAUAACUGUUUUUGUAUCAACUGUGCGAAGCUGGUUAACUGGCUUUUGGAAAUGAGAAACCAACUCCAGCUUUGCUUUUAAAUAGCUUCAUUUGUCUUGAAUGCAGGGACCUGUUCAUAAAGUAGAAUGAACUCAGUUUAGAGUAGACACCCUGGUAAAACAGCAAAGGAGUUGGAACGAAGGACUAAGAUGUAUAAAAACAAAAAGCACUAGCUUGUGGUCUUUAUUGAUGUGGCUGUCAAUGUACAUCAUGAACCACAAUGUAAAGUUUUUAUCAAUGCUUGUUUAUAGGUUGUGUAUUUUAUAAUUAAAGUUAUUUAAAAA
This is a messenger RNA of Onychostoma macrolepis, 2120 nucleotides long. It is a transcript of the gene ehf, whose product is annotated as ets homologous factor. Gene Ontology annotation, molecular function: DNA-binding transcription factor activity, RNA polymerase II-specific; sequence-specific DNA binding. NCBI's taxonomy places the organism in Eukaryota, Metazoa, Chordata, Actinopteri, Cypriniformes, Cyprinidae. The coding region runs from base 757 to 1614 and encodes 285 amino acids. Gene Ontology annotation, biological process: cell differentiation; regulation of transcription by RNA polymerase II. Gene Ontology annotation, cellular component: nucleus. The transcript is spliced from 12 exons. The record is from RefSeq and is a predicted model, not a curated record.